CUCGGGUCUCUGCAACCUUCAGGCGCGGGCGGCGCGGAGCGCGCCCACUGCGCGUGCGCGCGCCGGCUCGCAGGCCCCCUCGCCCCCUCCCCUGCGCCGGGACUUGGUACGGCCGGGACGUCCCGGCGGUUGGCGUCCUCCGCUGUUCCAGCCAGGGGCGGGCUUUUCAAAUCUUACCUUUGGAAGAGUGGCGGCGGCCCUGGCUGUGGCGCUGGUGAUGGAGGGGCAGAUCCUGAGGGGACCCGAGCUCCGCCCGGCGGGGCUUCCCGCCCAGCAGGACUGCAGCAUUCAAGAAAAAAUAGAUUUAGAAAUUCGAAUACGAGAAGGGGUAUGGAAACUCCUUUCUCUGAGCACUCAGAAAGACCAGAUUUUGCAUGCAGUUAAGAAUCUCAUGGUGUGCAAUGCUCGAAUAAUGGCUUACACAUUGGAGCUGCAGAAAUUAGAAGAGCAGAUUGCAAAUCAAACUGGAAGAUGUGAUGUGAAUUUUGAAAGUAAAGCACGAACAGCAUGUAAGGGAAAGAUUGCCAUAUCAGAUAUUCGUAUACCACUAAUGUGGAAAGACUCUGAUCACUUCAGCAAUAAAGAACGAUCACAGCACUAUGCCAUUUUUUGUUUAUUCAAAAUGGGAGCUGAAGUUUUUGAUACUGACAUGGCGAUUGUGGAUAAAACAAUCACAGAUAUAUGUUUUGAAAAUGUGACCAUAUUUAAUGAAGCAGGGCCAGACUUUCAGAUAAAGGUGGAAGUAUAUAGUUGCUGUACAGAAGACUCUUCUAUAACCAACACACCAAAAAAAUUAGCUAAGAAACUGAAGACCUCUAUAAGCAAAGCUACAGGGAAGAAAAUAAGUUCAGUGCUUCAAGAAGAUCAUGAAAUGUGCUUGUCCUUCAGUUCUGCUAUUUAUGGUGCAAAGUACAGUUUGCUAGCUCAUACUACACUGAGCUUGGAAAGUGCUGAGAAUAGCUUCAAGACCCAUAAUCUGUCUAUUAAUGGGGAUGAAGAGUCUUCGUUUUGGCUUCCCUUAUAUGGUAACAUGUGCUGCCGAUUAGUCGCCCAACCAGCUUGUAUGGCUGAGGAUGCAUUUGCAGGAUUUCUUAAUCAGCAGCAAAUGGUAGAAGGUCUGAUUAGUUGGAGAAGGUUGUAUUGUGUUUUAAGAGGGUGUAAACUCUAUUGUUUUUACACUCCAGAAGAAAUCGAAGGUAAAGUGGAACCAGCUUUGGUAGUGUCCAUUAACAAGGAAACCAGAAUUCGGGCAAUGGAUAAGGAUAAAAAGAAAAGAAUCCAUAAUUUCUCUGUCAUCAACCCUGUUGCUGGACAAGCUACAACUCAUAUUUUUGCGGCUGACAACAGAGAAGAUCUUCAGAAGUGGAUGGAAGCCUUCUGGCAGCAUCUCUUUGAUCUUAGCCAAUGGAAGCAUUGUUGUGAAGAACUUAUGAAAAUUGAGAGUAUGUCACCACGGAAACCACCUUUGUUCUUGACAAAAGAGGCAACCUCAGUCUACCAUGAUAUGAGCAUUGAUUCACCUAUAAAACUUGAAAGUUUAACUGAUAUAAUACAAAAAAAAAUUGAACAGACAAAUGGAGAGUUCCUUAUUGGUCAGCAUGAAGAAUCCUCACCACCUCCUUGGGCCACACUCUUUGAUGGUAAUCACCAAGUUGUCAUCAAGAAAAAGGUAUUAUCUCCUGCAAGCAAGCAGUUACAUGAUGGGAAAGGGAAAAAGAGACGAGCUCCCCUUCCUCCUUCUGGUAAAGCUGCAUUCAGCUUAAAAACACAGAGCAACACAGAUCAAUUGGUUAAGGACAACUGGGAAAAAACAAGUGUAUCUCAGACCUCGCCUUUGGAUACCAAAUUGUCAACCCUAAUGCAUCACUUACAGAAACCAAUGGCUGCUCCUCGAAAACUUCUUCCUGCCAGGAAAAGUAGUUUAACUGAUGGUGAGCACACAGACACUAAAACGAAUUUUGAAGCCAAGCCAGUGCCAGCUCCACGGCAGAAAUCUAUCAAAGACAUUUUGGACCCUAGAUCAUGGUUGCAGGCACACGUGUAGAAAACCCUUAAUGUCUAAGACAUUUAACAAAAUCUGUAACUGUGAGGCUUAAUUCAGAAGCACUAUAGAUGUAGGAAUAUGUAAUUAUGUAGGUAAAUAUGACAGUGAUUUACAUCAAUAAUUAAUAAGCUAUUAGGUGUAAAAAAUGUUUUAUAAUGAAGAAAUGGAUUUCUCUAGCAGAGUGCAGGAGGCAGUUUCUAGACAAUAUCCCAAUUGUUGGAAGGGUUAAUUUAUUCCUAAGUUAGUACCAGGCAGUGAACAAGCACUAGGCAGAAGAAAGCAUUAAAAUUUCUUUGGGGAGGGAUUGUCUAGUAAUUUAAAAUGUGUUAAAUAAGAGCCAUAUUCUCAUUGUGGGGAUUUUAAUACUAAUGGAAUGUUUCAAAAGUUUUAUUCAAACCACAAAUUAUAGAAUCCACCCAAGAAAAUUUCUUCUUAGCAUUCUGGAAUUCUCAUCUAAUGGUCCACUGGCUCUCAUCUAUUGUUUAACUCACUAGUUAACUCAGUGACCUUUCAGAUUCCUGAGAUAAAUUUUGGAAUAUUAAAUUCUUCAUUUUUAAAGGGAAUAUGUAAUGUGCUGUUCAAAGUUGUUUCCUUGAUGAGCCCUGAAAUCCUGUUGACAUUAACUCUCAUAAGUAAAGCAAAACAUUUUUUAGUUUAAGGAACAGGUAGAUGAAAUGUACUUUACUUCCGCUUUUCUAUGCAUGGUACUAAUUUCUAUUGUGACAUUGGCAUUUGGGGAAGUGAGUAGCUGAUUAACACCUUAAGAUUCAUUCAGUACUUAUAUAAAAAGCAGAUGGCUGAUUCAAAAUAUCAGAAAUGUUGGCCAUGAUAAUAAUUUUCAGAAUUAAUCCAUCUAAAAGAUUUUAAUUAGAUUUCCUUUUUCUUGUAAGGGUUCAUGUCUGCUACUGAUAUUUGUCAUUAAAAGUCAUACUCUUACAAUAAUGACAUUGGAAUCAUUUCCAUAGGAGGUAAUUUCCAUAGCAACUAAUCAUAGUGACACAAACAAGAUUAUGAAAUCAAGUGAUGAAUAAAUAGCAACAGAAUGAAUACCUCAAAGGAACAAAAAAAUCCAUUUUCUUAAUAAUUAUGCUUCUUAUAAACAACAGCUAGACAAUUUAAAAAAUCUAAUCAGAAUUUCCAAGUAAAAUAAAGCAGUUUCCAUAAGGUGUCAGCAGCAGCACUAAAAAUCUCAAAUCACACUGAACCCUAAAUGUCAUUGCAACAAAUGAAAAUAUAAGAAUUAAAUUACUGCCCUGUGUAUAAUCUCUAGAGAUCUUUUUAAAGCUUGUAAGAACUCUAUUUGGAUCAGAACUACAUUAUUUCAAAGUAAAAUGAACACUUGACAAAAAAUAACAUUAAUUUAAAUGGAGCCUUUCAUUAUUUUUAGAUAGCAGAGUCUUUUUUCAUUUAUGUAGAAUGAUGUAACUGCCAGGUUACUUUUGUGUUUACCCAGGACUCCUAGUAAGAAUUGGGACUCAAGGGAGUAAUGAUACAAAAGGUCUCUUGUGGCUGGCGACACCAGGAUAGACAUAGCAUUUGAUGAGAAGGAAAUCCUAUAUGCUUGCCUGAUAGAAUUUAGAGACAAUCAAGUGUAUGAAAACCUAAAAAGGGAUUCACUUCCAGUGACUAGAGGACGGCGGAAGUGAUGCUGUGUGACCUGUGAGGCUAGGAUAUGAAGGAGGGUUUAUACCUAAGCACUCUGUCGUGGAUCACUGACUUUGAGGGAAGCCAGCAACUACACUCCAUCAGUCCUGGAAGAGAUCCAUGUAGAGAGAAACUGAGACCUCUGCCCCACAACCAGCACCAGCUUUCGAAUGAGCACUCAGAAGCGGAUCCACAAACCUAGACCUGAUGGCAGCCUCCGGAGAAAUUCCAAACCAGAACCACCCAGCUAAGCACCUCCUAAAUUCUUG
This is a messenger RNA of Balaenoptera musculus (blue whale), 3957 nucleotides long. It is a transcript of the gene RTKN2, whose product is annotated as rhotekin 2. The transcript is spliced from 13 exons. Lineage: Eukaryota; Metazoa; Chordata; Mammalia; Artiodactyla; Balaenopteridae. The coding region runs from base 218 to 2044 and encodes 608 amino acids. The record is from RefSeq and is a predicted model, not a curated record. Gene Ontology annotation, biological process: positive regulation of cell population proliferation; signal transduction; hemopoiesis.